Messenger RNA from Pungitius pungitius (ninespine stickleback), 2039 nucleotides. It is a transcript of the gene sephs3, whose product is annotated as selenophosphate synthetase 3. NCBI's taxonomy places the organism in Eukaryota, Metazoa, Chordata, Actinopteri, Perciformes, Gasterosteidae. Gene Ontology annotation, biological process: L-selenocysteine biosynthetic process. The transcript has 8 exons. Gene Ontology annotation, cellular component: cytoplasm. The record is from RefSeq and is a predicted model, not a curated record. Gene Ontology annotation, molecular function: ATP binding; selenide, water dikinase activity.
CCGGGUCUCUUGUCAGAGCCCGCGCGCAGCCGGACACGCGCUCCACUCUUUAUUAGUCGGUGUCCGCGACAGGCGCCCUGUGUUUUGAAGUGGUCCCCAGCAGGCAUGUCUGGCUCAACUACCCCCCCUCCGUCGGCGGAGGUCGUAGGAGCCGAUGGGUGUUUCCCCCCCGGAUACAAGCCUUUCAAACCCGAGGAACACGGCCUGGAGCGCGGGUUCCGUCUCACGGCGUUUUCGGACCUGAAAGGAUGAGGCUGCAAGGUCCCGCAGGAGGCUCUGCUCAAACUCCUGGCGGGACUGGAGGUGGACCGGGCCGACGGGACAGGGAAGGCCGGAGACCAAGCGUUAGAGUUCGGCCCUCGACUCGGCGUGGGGAUGGACUGCUGUGUGAUUCCACUGAGGCAUGGGGGGCUCUCCCUGGUCCAGACCACAGACUUCUUCUACCCUCUGGUGGAGGAUCCCUACAUGAUGGGUAGGAUAGCGUGUGCUAACGUCCUCAGUGAUCUCUACGCCAUGGGCAUCACAGAGUGUGACAACAUGCUGAUGCUCCUGAGUGUCAGCCAGAAGAUGAAUGACAAGGACCGGGAGCGGGUGAUGCCGCUGAUGAUUCAAGGGUUCCGUGAUGCAGCAGAGGAGGGGGGGACUUCUGUGACAGGUGGCCAGACAGUGAUCAACCCCUGGAUCAUCGUAGGAGGAGUAGCAUCCGUGGUCUGCCAGCCGAACGAGUUCAUCAUGCCCGAUGGGGCUGUACCUGGGGAUGUCUUGGUUCUAACCAAACCUCUGGGGACGCAGGUGGCUGUGAAUGCUCACCAGUGGCUGGAUCAGACUGAAAGGUGGAACAAGAUCAAGCUAGUCGUCACAAAAGAGGAAGUCAAAGAGGCCUAUCAGGAAGCCAUGUUUUCUAUGUCAACGCUCAACCGCACAGCUGCAGGCCUAAUGCACAAGUUCCAGGCCCAUGCUGCGACAGACGUGACCGGUUUCGGGUUGCUGGGACACGCAAACAACCUGGCAGCACAGCAGCGAGACGAGGUGGCCUUCGUUAUCCACAACCUGCCAAUCAUAGCCAAGAUGGCUGCCAUCAGUAAAGCCUGUGGGAACCGGUUCAACCUGUUGCAGGGCACGUCAGCGGAGACUUCUGGCGGGCUGCUGGUGUGUCUUCCCAGAGAGCAGGCGGCCAAGUUCUGCUCUGAGAUGAAGAGCCAGAGCUCAGCAGCUGGAGGUCAGGGGGCGGCGGGUGGAGCGUGGAUAAUCGGCAUCGUAGAGAAAGGGGACCGCCACGCUCGCAUCAUUGACAAGCCCCGCAUCAUCGAGGUUCCUCCGCGAGGAAGCCAGACAGCCAAUCAGGAAAACAACUCGGCCAGCCCUAGCCCCAACCUCUCGUAGUGUGUGUGUGUGUGUGUGUCUCAGUGUGUGUGUGUGUGUGUGUCAUUCUCAUCCUGUCAAAACACUGAAAGCACACCGACUACAUUCCCUGCCAUCUUUUCCGGCAGGAGUGCAGCUCCAUCUUAGCUGGGCCGACCUGUCACCAGUUUUCUAUACAUCAGCUUUUACUAGACCAACCUUUUCUUUUGUUAAGAGUACAUUCCGUUCUUGCCAGUCAAUAAUGAAUAAUUGGGUGUAAAUGUUCUGGUAUGUCAUCAUUGAACUGGGCUGCUUUGCGGUAGCGACGUGGAACAGAGGUGUUUUUCUUCAAGUGGAUGAUGAUGAUGAUGACGAUGGUUGUUCAUGUCCGUGAAUGUAACACAUAGAACUGGCACCUGGCUACGCCCACACGGCCCAGAGGAUGGCCUGAGCAGCUUCCUUUGGGCUAGCUGGGUGUUUCAGGAUGCCUGUCUGUGUCAGCUGAUUGGCUGACCAGCACCAAGCCCCUCCCACCCUUUUUAUGAAGCUCUGCCUCUAAACCCCAGCCAAUGGGGGCGGUGGAGUGGAUGUUUGCCUUUUGGAUUGGGGUCGGGCUCAGGCUGCUGGAGGUCUGAAGCUCUGUGUUGGUAUAUUUCCUGUCUUUCACAAUCAAUAAAACCCUCAUCAACUCAGACACA